Candidula unifasciata is the source of this 3108-nucleotide messenger RNA. The record is from the annotation of a GenBank genome assembly. NCBI's taxonomy places the organism in Eukaryota, Metazoa, Mollusca, Gastropoda, Stylommatophora, Geomitridae.
AAACAGUUGGAUGAGAAGGUUGUAUAUAUCAGACAGUUGGAGCUUCAGCUUGCUGGAAGUGAAUCAGGAAAAAUCAACAGCCAACAGACACCUGACAUCUUGGUUUUGAGACAGCAGUUGAAAACAGCACAAGCUGUAAUAGACAAGAUGACAGAAGACAGGAACAGGGAGAAAGAGGAUUUGGAGACAGAACUCUCAAGAUUCAAAGUCCAACAGAAAAUACUGCAGUCAUCCCUCAGUGAGAAAGAAUCUGCUCUACAAGGUAUGAGGACCUCAGUGGCCAGCCUGGAGAUUGAUUUGAUGCAAGAGAAGUACAAACGAGAAAAGCUCCAACAACAGUUGAGUCACUUAAACCAGUCAGUGGAAGAAAAACAAACCCAUUUGAACCAGCUGCAAGAGGAGAUAAACCAAUACAACACAGAGAAGAAAAAUCUACUCAACAGUGUCCAGACAACACAGACAAAUCUGCAAGAAGUCCAGGCUGAGUUGGUCACAAAACAGGAGAGAUUUGACCAGGUUUCCCAGUCUCUAGAGGAGUGUGCACUGAAUGUCUCACAUUUACAAGCAGCAUUGGAUGACAAAGAUGAAACUUUGAGGCAGACCCAGCAGAGAGAAACAACAGCAGUAGAAACUGUCAAAGAUCUCAGAGUGGAACUCCAGAAGGGAAGGACCUCGCUGAGUGAUAGGACAAGGGAGCUGGAGGAUCUGAGGAGAGUUAUGGCCAACAAUGAGAGCACAUCACAGCUGGCAGUGCUUCAGAAAGAGCAGCAGAUCAGUGACCUCACACUGAAAGUAGACAAGCUUCAGUCUGAGUUGGGAGUCAAGUCCAGUGAGGUGACUGAGCUACAGAACCAGUUAUCAGAUUCCAGAAGUCUUCUUGAACUUGAGAGAAAUCGUUGUGGUGACUUGAAAGCUCAGAGGAUGGAACAGGAUAUCAGGAUGGAAGAGAAAGACAGAAAGUGUGCGCUGCUGGAAGAUAAAAUCAGCGAUCUUGAAAACAGAGUUGUAGUUUUGGCCGAGGAGAAAUUGAGACUGGAGAAUGAAAGGCAAGACCUAGCAGCCAAGAUUGAUACAGGUGAAGGAGCCAGUGAAUUGAUUCGUCAGAUUCAACAAGAAAAUAGUUCUCUACAAGAAAAGUUAUCCUCCCUUGAAUCAGCCCACCAAGGUCAAGUCUCAGAACAUUUCAAUAAAGAGGAAGUGUUUGCUAAGCAGAUUCGAGAUGUCAGGGGUCAGCUGCAAGAAUCGGAGGCUAAAGUAUCAAAGCUGGAAACCGAUUUAGAUGAAAAAUCAACCAAACUGAAAAUAUUGGAACAGAAGAUUUUGCAAACAGAAUCACAAUAUAAAAAUCAGACAGAACAGCUCCUGGCGUCUGAUACAACCAAGACAAGUCAGAUUGUUGCUCUGGAAAACCAAAUCAAGGCAGCCAACAUGUCCUUGGAGACAGCCAGUUCUGACUUGACUAGCACAAAGUCACAGCUGGAUCAGGCUAACACAGAUAUGGCAGCAAGCCGAGAACAGAUUGAGCAGCUCCUGUUGGAGGUCAGUGAGCAGAAGGAGAAGCUGUCAGCAGCCAAUCAAAAGAUAAGCUCCCUGGAUCUGCAACUGAAGGAGAAGGUCUCACAACUGGCUCAGGCUGAGCUGCAGAAGAAAGACAUGGAGCUGACCCUGGAGGCAAACAAGCAGAUUCUCAUUGAGUCCAAGGGCAAACUCAUCGAAGCUGAGCUCAGUCUCCAAGUGGAGAGAAAGUCAAAGGUCACUGAGAUGGAUGACCUUGCUACAAGUCUGGAAAUGCUAAGUCGUGAGAGAACCAGUCUGCAGCAGAAAUUCGACCAAGUGAGUACCAGUCUGACAGAUGUGCAGAGACAAUAUUCCGAGAAGUGCCAGGAACUGGAUGCUGUGUUACAGACUUUAAUAUCUACACAAGCGGAGCUCAAGAAGGUUGAGGACAUGCUUUCAAUGACUAAGGAAACUUCAAAUGAUCAGUUGAUGUAUUUGACUACAGAGUUUGAGAAAGAAAAAAACAAAGUCAAGGAAAACAGGGAAACACUUAUGAAACAAGUGACCUCUUUGACAGAUGAGAGAAACCGCGUGAGUGAAGAGAAGAUGGCUUUUGGUGAGCAGGUGAUGAACUUGAGUGAGACAUUACAACGGCACAUUUCAGAGAGUGACAGCAUCAAACAGCAGUGGCAGACAGAGAAGCUGGUGCUACAAGCAGAUGUGGACAGUUUGAAGACAGAGCUCCUGGAAGCCAGAACCCGAGCAGACGAGUACAAGAAGGAAAUGAUCCAGGUCAAGCAUUUGUUAGCAAUGGAACAGGAAGAAAAACAACAGACAUUUGUGACCCUGAAAGCAUCAAAAGAUGUACUGCUGCAGCAGAAGUUGGACAUGGAAACUGAGUUCAUACAGCUGCAGGGGGAGGCAGAACAUUGGUCAGAACAGCUGGCUAAAAUCAAACAAGAGGCACAGGAAGUGCAGACCACUUUACGCCAGGAUAACUCUGAUCUGUUGGAUAAGUUGGCAGCUGUGACGUUGGCACUGGACACACUACAGAAGGAAAAAGAUGAGCUAGAGGCUGAGUUUGACACACAGUCCACACUUCUCAGUGGGAACUUGACCACAGUCAGAACAGAUUUGACCAUUACUGAAGGUAAUCUGGGCGAGCUGACCAGAAUUAACGAGCAACUGCGAGGAGAAAAGCUGGAGCUGGAAGUCAAGCUAGAGAGAUGCAAUGAUGAAAGGCGACUUUUGGUAGAAAGAUGUGUAGCAAGUGAAAGAGAAUGUGAGAGACUGCAAGAGAAUGUUGCAGAGCAGAAAUAUCAGCUAGAGGAUAUUCAAGGAGCUCUUCAUGAACUUGGCAGAGAGAACCUGACAUUACAGAUUACAACAACAACAGUUCAAGGUCGUAAAUGGACUGAUGACAGUGAUGUCACCGAAUGCAUGUCUUGUGGCAAAGUAUUCUCUGUCAUCAUCAGGAAGCAUCACUGUCGACACUGUGGCAACAUCUUCUGCAAUGAAUGCUCAAGUAAGAUAACCCAGACUCCCAUGAAGAGAAAAGCAUCAAGAGUGUGUGACCCUUGUUAUAGAGAGCUCUCUGCCCAGAAACUUUGA